Messenger RNA from Varroa destructor (honeybee mite), 15353 nucleotides. RefSeq names its product Dystroglycan (gene Dg). Gene Ontology annotation, biological process: nerve development; axon guidance; morphogenesis of an epithelium. Gene Ontology annotation, molecular function: laminin binding; calcium ion binding. The record is from RefSeq and is a predicted model, not a curated record. NCBI's taxonomy places the organism in Eukaryota, Metazoa, Arthropoda, Arachnida, Mesostigmata, Varroidae. Gene Ontology annotation, cellular component: dystrophin-associated glycoprotein complex; dystroglycan complex; sarcolemma.
GGAAUACUAAAUACGCUUCGCAUGUUGUCAGCUCAUCGUCCGCUCACCGGCGCUGCUAUAGCGGUCAUAGCUGCCGCAAGCAGAUUACAAGGAAGCCCCGGCUGCCUCAAUGAUGGCGGUUCUAGUACGCAUGCUCCGUCGUUGUGCAGCAGCAGCAGUACUGCAGGUAGCAACAGCAUUCAGUAUAGCCAGCGCAUCGCUGCGGUCGCAUCAGUAUUAGCUACUACCGCGAUGACGACUGGUUCGACUCUGUUCUGAAAGGUUUCUUAGCGUAUUCUUUUACUUCUUCUUUUGCUGCUACUUUUUCUCUCCAUCCUUCUUUCCCGUUCCAUCUAUCUCUUUACUAAACCGCUCUUUUUACGUUGGCUCCAACAAAAUAUAUUGUGCGGCGGGCGGCCGGCUGCUCAAGCGUUUCGCGGUUAGAAAAAAGGUUUAUUCAAGCAUGGUAUGUGAUAGAGUAGAGCUUCAGCGAACUGGAGAUAGAUAGAAAAAUAAUACAGCGGCUUUGCGUUUAUCAUGUGUGCACGCGCGCGCGGUCGCGUCGGUCUGCCACUAUAAAGUCUACUGCCCUCCAUUGCCCUGCUUAUCCCUUUAGCGAUACAAACACCCCAGACCCCACGCAUUCUUUUUCUUUCAUUCUACACGCAAUGCGUAUUUGCACCAUUGCAAGGGACGUAAACAAGAGACAAAGACGGCGGAGCGUGGCGGAGGAUCGACGGACGUUGCUCAGAGCAGACGAACAAGCGGCCAAGGAAAGGACUACGGCCGUGAUCAGUCGGCUUCUACACAGACGGACAUAUCGACGGACAGACACCACAAAGGAACGAACCACAGCAGCCGAACGGCAUCGAGGAGAUACCAACCAGACGAGUCGGAAAAGUCAUGCACCGUAGAACCGACGACCUCAACUAGAGUUAAGAAUGGUCGACGAAUAUUGGGCCUGCGACUAACAUAAUCAAAAAGCCCGCUUUAUUUUGAUUUUUGGCUGGUAGUGGAAUUGUACAACAGAUACGAAUUUUGUCGGCAGCAGUCCGUGUGCCAGUCAGUGGGUUGGUGCUGCACUGAGCUGCGCUAAUAGCGUAUAGCGGUUGAGGGGGAGGUAAAAAAACUACUGAGUGCGUUUUACUGUGUGGGCCUGUUUCAAAUGCUUUGCGACGGCGGCGACGGGCUUCGCCCAGAAGCAGAAAAGGCUAUAUUGCUGCGGUUCCUGCUGUUGCUAGGCGCAUGAUUACGCAAUACUGUUUUUAUUAUUAUGAUUAUUUCCGCAAAAGCUAACUACGAGUGAAGUUUGAAGCGGCGGGUGCGCAAUUCUGUGGUGUUUGGAUAACUCUAGGGUAAACCAACGAUCAGGCAGACCAUGGGGUUAGAGGCCGAAAGCGUGCUAGCCGUCGUUUUAUGUGGCGAUCAUGAGAUGUUAGAACACUACUAAACGGAAGCAGAUUUAAAAACCAAUCAGCAAAAGUAAAACCGAAAAAUGAGGAAGCGAAAAUGAAGAAAUAAGAAACGUGUGUAUGUUUGUGAAGAGUAGAGUUGAAUAAGACGUUAUUGGUUGUUUAUGGUGCUGCUGCCGCUGCUGCUUUGUUUUUUAAUGUGGUUUCGGUGAGUGGCUGCCAGUUGAUAACAGCACGGUGCUCAUUUUUCCAUAAGUAAGUAUCGUGAGUAGAGCAGAAAGACGGAGGAAGGGCGACUGAGCACCAUGGAGAAGUGGAAAAAGAUUAAGGCCAUUAUUAUUACUGGGCACUACUACAACAGCACUCCAGGUUCGCUUACUAGCAACGGUAUUUUCAACAUUUCUAGCAAACACAUCAAUAACAGUAUCGCACCGUUGCUGGGUCGAUCCUGUUGAGUUAGGCAUCAACAUUUGCUUAGCAGUCAAACAGUGUACAAUUCGAAGUGAGUGAAUAGGUAAGUCCGCUUGCCACGCACGACGACCACGGCCACUACGAUCGCCCGUGCUGCUGCCGCCGCUUCUGGUACGCUUUACGGUGUGCUGUAGAGAGAAAGAAAGCAGCGUGUACUCUGAGAGCACCAUGGGAUGGAAGGGGGCCUCCGUUUCCUAGAGGGUCGCCAGCUAAGUCCGGCCCUCGCAACAGUAGCCAUUGCCGCAGCAUCAGUAUUGGCAGUAGGACCCUCAUUACGGUCCCGACAGCAAACAGCGAGCAGCAACAACAACGAGAACCACAGCAAAAAGAGCCUUACAGCAUACAGUCGGUACCACGACGAAGAAAAAUAAGCAUAAGGGAUUAGGCGAACAGCCCCAGCGUAAUGGCAGCGACAGUGGUAGUGCACUCAGGCAGUCAAUCAGUGAAUUAGUCAGUGAGUUGGCCAGUAGCAGCUAAGACACCAGGUCAGCCGAUAACGCUGCGGCCUGCGUGAACGCCGCGAAACGUUACAAUAGAGUACAACACAAAUGUGGUGCUGGUGAGGCUGCUGUUGUCAGGCAGAGGAUGUUAAUUUGUUGCCAUAUUAUAGGUAACCGGCUUUGUCGGCGCUGCCAUAACGAAAAAAGAAUCACCACCCAAGGAAGGGAGUUAUCAACGGUACACACACACACAUUCAUCUAAUGCUAGUUCAGCUAAUACUGUUACAACUGCCACUAGCGCCGGCUGUCUAUUAGUGAAUUCAGACGUGUAGAAGUAGCAGGAAGUCCUACGAGGUGAAGCUGAUGAUGACGCUACUCAUCAUCACCCAUUAACGCACACAAGCAGCUAUAUAAACGACGUUUUUUUGCCAGCCGUCUACUACAGCACAAAAAUACGAAUGUCCAUAGUCGAAGUAUGCAGAUCAAUCGCAGGAGGCGCCCAGCAGUACGUGCGUACGAAGCAUAACUUGCAGCUGUAUCCUGAGGAGGUAGGAGCCAUUUACAUGAAUGCACGGAUCGAAUGAAAAAGAGAGAAAAAAAAAACUUCUGAGUGAGCGUCCAAUAUGAAACUUUAAAGGAACAUUAAACCCACAGGCGGCCACCAGGUACUUCUUAACGUCGUUUUUGGAGAGCAAGCUUUAUAACAUAGCAAUGUUGUUGCAAUGACUAUAGCUCACCAAUGAGAUACAUAAAAGGAUGCGCUCAACAUCAUCAUCAUCACAAUCAUCAUCACAGUAGUGCAAAGCGGUUGUGACGCGUCUCGUGCAAAUGCAAUUCCAGUUAAUCGAGAGGUUCAGGCGUGAGUUAGUAGUUGCUUAGCGAAAAAACCGACGCAACAGAUACGGUCGAAGAAGGAUACAAAGAUACGUCUCCUCUCAUAUUUUCUGCCUCUUCUAGAAGCUCUAUAUCGUGGCAACCAUCGAAACAAAAAACGAAGAAGCGCGGCAGGCCAAACAGCAUGCAGCACAUGCGCCGGCUUCGCAGCGACCGUCAACGUCAAACAGUUAGCUGAGAGUGCUGGAUAAGAGCGCCUGUUCCCGAGUUCAUACAGGCGCCCUGUCAAUGGCUCAGUGUAAUACAUCGCAGUCUUCGUGGAGGCGGCGGAGCCGGCCCCCACUAUCUCUAGCAACAACCGUAACCCUCAUUUUGGGUCUCUUCACCGCCUGUUCGUCUUCUUCUUCUUCAGCAGAGCCUCACAAAGGCCACGUGCGCCUUAGUCGCAAGUCAGGAAUUCCCGAUACCACGGCAUUUGCUGGCUACAUAUUUAACUACACUCUGCCAGACGAUAUAUUCAAUGGAGAAGUGCAUCACUAUGACGUAACAGAGGCCGGAGACAUUCGUCUGCCCGGGUGGCUGCAGUUCGACCCUAAGAACCGCAGACUGGUCGGACUACCCGACACGGCGGAUGAGGGCAAGGUGUACAUUUGCGUCAAGGCGUAUGGCUUUGGCACGCGGCACCAGGGCAACUCACUCGAUGAGCAGUCUGUCAGCGAUGAAAAGUCGACGCAAUUCAAGGACAUUUUCUCGAUUGAGGUCUUGUCCGGCAAGCCUAAGGAUCCGCACUGCCGUUUUGAGCCGCGCAUGACGCUUAUGGUUGAUGCCGAUUUGCACUUUCUUCCACUUGAGAGUAAAAUUGAGAUGACGUGCGCGUUGGCCAAUUGCCUGGGCGUCCCACUUGAUGGGCUUCGGCUAUUGGCAAUGCCACAGAGCAACUCACCGCUAUACCCGCAAUUACACGACGACUCGCACCUUCGCUCAGGUGCAGGUGAUGGCCAUAAGCGCACAAAGGCCGGUAUCCAGUUCGAGUGGGCCAUGGCCUCGGACUGCGAAGGUCGUCUGGCGGCUGAAGCUGAUGAUCAAAUUCAGCUGGUAGAAACGGCCGCCAAAGAUGGAACAUUGCGUCAUCUCCUGCGCCAUCGCGUGCUUGGCUGGCACGUCCGCGGCACCUCGCUAGGUGGCACUCAAGUGUCUGGCUUCUCGAUCAUGAGGCAGAGGAGAGACAUGGACGUGAGUCACACGCCCAUGCCUGGCAUCGUGAUGCCGACGGCCACGGUGACUAACGAUUUCGAUUGGGAUACCUCUGCUUCACCGGACAUCCGCAUUGUGCCUAGCAUGUCGUCGCCGGAGGUGGAUCCCAGCUCGCGGGCGCCACACAUGCGCCCCCAGCCCAUCCCUACAAGACGACACCCCGAAUAUGACCCCAUUCACAUUACACCUUCGGUUACCCUACACUCAAUGUUACCCAGCUAUGUUCACUCCACGCCUGCAUUGCCACUUCCUCGUCCUUCGUUCACUUAUGUAACUAACGUUGACUCGGUGCCUACAAUUACGCCGGUCAUCGAACCCUCAUCAACCUUCCCCUACUCGGCGCCCAGCCCGACCGAAACGUUUGACAGGCCUCCGGUGCCACCUUCGUCAGGCUCUAUACCGGAACCGCCGCCGCCCACCGUCAACAACAAGCCCGUGGUGAAUAAGCGAAUCAAGAAGCUCGUCAUGACAGCUGGAGCAAUCUUUACGUACAAGAUUCCGGCUGAAACGUUUAUCGACGAGGAAGAUGGCGAUACCAGAGGUUUAGCCUUAGAGCUGAACAACAUGAAUGGCCAGCCUGUCGGCAGCAACUCGUUCAUUCAGCUGGACAAAAUAAACCAAACACUAUAUGCGCUUCCGCUGAGUGACCAUACCGGAAAGUACAACUACCUUCUAAAGGCAUACGACAGCGCUGGCGAAAGCGUCACCGAGACAUUUGAAGUGAACGUUUGGCAGCACCCAGGGGAAAGGAAUUUCCAUCACAAGUUCAAAAUGUCAGUUCAACCCCGAGGUGACUGGGACUGGAGCAUUGGAUGGCCGAUGGACGUCGUGCGAGUCCUAUCCGAAUAUUUUGGCGAUGGUCAGGAACACAAGAUCACAAUCACCGGCAUUGUGAAGGAAACGCAUACGAUCUCAUGGACAAAUAGCACCCUGCCGGCGUCACCUUGCCCGCGCGAGACACUUAAACAGAUUGAGAAAAAGCUCAAUAAGGAAUCAGGUGAGCCGCGAGGUGUGCUAAUAAAACUAAUGCAAGUUAAGGAGAUCACCAUCGUCCAUAUAUCGCUUGAGAUGCUUCGCCUCUGCAAGACGCCAGCGAGCACAGGGACGCCGGCGGAGGGAAACGCGCCACCUGUACGACGUAACAGUAUAGGUGAGCUCCAAGCAACAGCUGGACGAAUUUUUCAGUACAAGAUACCGGAAGAUAUCUUCUACGAUUUCGACGACGGGAACACACGAUACCUUUCACUGCAUCUGCGUAACAUCAACGGUGAGAGUGUCACGCCACAGUCGUGGCUGCAGUUUAAUGCUAAAACACAGGAGCUGUCCGGCCUGCCUGAGGCGAACGAUCUUGGCCGCUCCGAAUACAUCAUGAGCGCUGCGGACAAACUCGGACAGGAGGCAAACGACGUGUUUUCUCUCGACGUUAAAAAGCCAGAAUUUGAAAAACACCCCGUGGAAUUCUCGAUUCAGCUCGAGGAGAAGUAUGAAGAGUUCAGGAAGAAUGCCUCAAAGAAAGUCCUCGUGGCCUGGAAGCUGGCCAGGCUAUACUUCGAUCCUGACCCAAGCAAGAUUACUGUCACUAGCAUCACGAACGGUUCAGUGGUCUACUCAUGGACCAACAACACUUUGGCCACUGAGCGCUGCCCAACGGACAGCAUCCAGGCCUUGAGCGCUAAGCUAAUCGAGCAGCUUCCUCAGCAACAGGCAAACGCAAGUCACAUCGCCCGGAUGCUCGUGGAUACGAUGUGGCCUGAUUUCCGGGUGUUGAAGGCAGAUGUUCGCCCGCUCGGCGCGUGCCUGGGCGCAGGCGGCGUGCCGCCCUCCACCGGGAUCUCGCCGCCUUUGGUACCACCCAUCCACCCAGGUCAACAACCCGAGGACGACGAUGUCUACGUGACAACUGUCAUUCCCGCACUUGUCAUCAUUGUGAUGCUCAUCAUGGCUACUGCCGUAGCUUGCUGCUUGUACAGCAAACGCCGCAGGGGCAGGCUCAGCAUGCAUGAUCACUCAUUUUACCAUAAAGGAAUUCCGAUUAUCUUAUCCGAGGAGCUCGAAGACAGGCCGCACAUGGGCAAUUCGGGUGGCAAGCAGCCAGCCAUCAUGCACGAGGAACGGCCGCCCCUCUCCCGAGAUGCCAUGGCGCCCCUUCUCGGUAAUCAGGGACCAGUACACCAUCGCGCCAAUGAACCUUACCAACAGCCAGCGCCGCCCUAUCCGGGCGGUUUGGUCGGCGCUAGGUCCAGCCAACCUCGGGUAACGCCCAACUAUCGUAAUCCACCCCCUUACGUGCCACAUGUACCUCCGUAAUGAGUUGGGUCUUGAAUUGAUUUUACCCUGCUUUUGUAUUUUAUAUAAUGUAAUGAAAUAAUAAAUGGCGAAAUACAUAUUAUACAGGUGCCGCCACAGAUCUUCCCUAAGAUAGGCAUACACGAUUGCUUUAAGGUUCAUACAAUACAGGAGAGCGCAAUAUAAUGGUUUACACUAUACAGACGUUAGUUAGUGAUUUAACAGUGUAGCAACACACGUCUACUUCUCUGCCAAAGAGUACCUAUCAUGAAUAUGUAUAAGCAGUGAGAAUACACCUAACGGAAAACAUACGGUUGUUAAUCGUUUUGUUUCGUUAACGGCAGCCGAAGUAGCUACGGCUUCAAUAAUGAUCAGCAGCAUCAUCAUACCAAGCAAUAUUUAUUGUUAGCUCACUAGUGAUUUUUCAGAUUCAAUUAGAUUUGUAACCCAAUUUUUCCAGUGUUAAUAGAUAUGCUUUUCGUAUCCACAGACGUUCAGCGCGUCAAGAACUAAUAAUUCCAUCAGUAUCAGGUCAUUUAUAAAAGUAGCUGCAGUAAGAGUAACCUGAAAAGCAGACAUCUUUAGUCUAGCCACUGUUCUCGCAUCACUUCACCCCAAAAUUUAUCCUAAAAUUUAUUGCAUCGCCAACUUCUGGAGUCUAAUUGUAAUAGCUUUAGCUUUGCCAGCCAGUCAAAGUGUAAGAACUACGGAGAGUACAGGAAGACAAGGCGAAAUCGCCUUGCAUCACCGAGUGAUAAAAACACUGAAGAUGAUCUGUGAAGUGGAUUGAAGAUAUAUACAUAACGAUUAUAAUGCGGUUCCGGUAUACAAAUUCGCACAAGCAUUCGCAGAGCCACAAAGGGCAUGUACACACACACACACACACACACACACACACACACACACACACAAACACACACACACACACACACACACACACACACACACACACACACACACACACACACACAGACACACACACACACACACACGCGCACACGCGCGGAGCUAACCCUUCGCGUAGGUCACGAGCAGUUACAAACACAGCGGCACUCAGAAGUACCACCAAAAUAAGACGACUGUUACAUUUAUCGGCGCGUUUUUCUCUUGAAGUUAAUUUGGUUCGACGUUUGAAGGGAUGCGCUUGUUUUUACGUCCGUACCGAUAUAGGCAGUUAGACUUAGGCUACACGCUUGGAAGUGAGUGAUCUUUCUUCGUUGGAGCUUGGCCCUGCAAAUGCGAUGGGAAACCGCCGUGCAGGAUAAGCCGAAAUCACAUUUAUAGUGCUGCUACUACUACAGCGUGAACAAUUUAUGAGGACGAUGACAGUUAUUAAUACAAUGGACAACAACAAUAACUUUACUAAAAUAUCGAAAAAAUGGCAGGCAGCACGAGAGUUAAGCAAUAAUAGCAACACAGUAGUAGGUCUCUCUCUCUAUUAGGUAACGCCGUUUCAACAUGAAUCUAUGGAGGUGGUAAGCACCUGUAGGAACAGCCAUGCAGCAGAUGCGCCAGCCUAGGCCUGUUGAAGGUCCUUUGGAGUGGAGGAUCCCGGAAGAAGGCCCUUCGGGCUGUUGCUGCCGUAUUCGUCUGACUCGUGGCAACAUACUAUGGUAGGACAUACGCACACGUGCACUAAACGAGCGAACAUCAAGAGGAAGAGCAUAUGAAAGUUGCACUACGGGUAGCGAUGAUGCUAAUAGAUCAAUAAUCAACUGUUUAUUGAGCUCGAGAGAAGACCAAAGAGGAACGCUACUUGGGGUCACCGGACGGAAACUACCGGGGUUGGAAAUACGCUGACGGCUAAUAUUGAAAGAAAUUCUAAUUGCAAUCUUGUAACUGAUUAAUUUAUACAAUCUUGCGAUUCAAGUUAGUAGAAAAAAAAGCCAUAACAAAGAACGAAACAUUAUAACUUUGGCUUACUGUUUGAAAAUUUAUGCGAUAUAAGGACUUGAUAAUGAAUGGCUGUUGAGGAGAGUGUCGUACACAGCAAAAACGUAUCGCCGUGAGGUGACAAGCGUUCGAUAACAGGGAAAAUGAAUAGUAGUUAACGCUGCCUUCGCGAGUUUUAAGCAAUCAGCCAAUAAUAUAUUACUCAGUUUGAUCUCUAGUUAGGGUAUAUAAGAAAUUAUUCGGUUAUAUAUAUGGCGAUCAAAAGUGGCUUCCGUGCUGAUGGAACAAGACGACAGAUGCUGACGUAGCGUAUCAAGCCCCCCCCACAUUCUAGACACAAGAUAAAUUCGACGGAAUUCAGAAUUACUGAUACUUGGAAACAAAUUCAUUUAUCUGACUGAGUAGACUGAGUGAACACAUAAACAGUGUGAAAUAGGCUGUGAAUGUAAGCAAAUUUCAACCCACUGUUACCCUAAGCUACUGUGCAAUAGAGAUUGCGCAAGAAAGCAGCUCUGUGAUGACAUUAUAUAGUUAACUAAACGCAUAUAUCUAUAUACAUUGUGAAAGACUCUCAUAUGGAUUAUAUGGAUAUAAUGCUACUUGGGUUGGAUGUUGAUCUUCACGACAAAACUAAAGUCCUACAACGUGGGGGUAGUAGCAUGCCACUCGGUAAAUGUCGUAAAGUUUAAUAAGAAAUAUUUACCAAAUACAAACACACAGGUGUACAUUCACUCGAAUCACCUGAUCUUUACGGGCGUUUUGCUCUCUUCGGACAGCCAAAUAUUCAAUAUAAAAAGGUCACAACCAUUUGCUUGUAGCAUUAAUUGGUGCAUUUUCGGCCCUUUGGAUAUGACUAAGUUAUUUGUUAUUAAAGUUACGCCAAAUGGCUAUCAUCCACACGGAUUAGACGGUCGUCUAAAGACGGCUUUCUGACUUUGGCCUAAGUUUCCAUGAAGAAUACUAUACCAACAACUGUUGCCUAAGCCCUGUGGCCGAAAAGCCCUUUAUAGCUUGUAAAUAGCCACUGCUAAUGUAGGUAUAGAUUCAAAACGAAGCUAUACAGAGAUAUUUGGAAUAAGAUUGGCUUUCGCCAAGUCAUAUAUAAUAAUGAUGAUAGUAAUUAUAUACUAAAAAAAAAAAAUAUAUAUAUAUAUAUAUAUAUAUAACGAUUUUUGUUACAAGUAAUUUAUGGAUUUGUGUCGCAGAAGUGGAUGCGUUCGUGCUUUUGCGUUAUGUUGUUCUACUGUCAAUGUAGUAGAGUACACUAAUUACAAUCACCAGAAUGCGGAAAGACCUAUGGAAAUGGUACGGGAGGCAGAACGACGUCGAGUAUCUUCACAAGCAAACAAUGCUUCAUGCGGCGAGCUACAGCGUUCCUCAUGCUCAUGGCUUCGCUGUGGAAACCAUGGACGCGCAGCGAACACAUGAGACCCGAGAAAAACGAAGACGAUACACAUCAUACAUAUAUGAAUAUACAUAUACGAGUAUAUAUAUAUAUAUACAUAGUGUAGGAUCAAUAGAUGCUAGAAAGCUAAGCAAAAACCAAUAACAAUUAAAUAAUAUUCUAUUAAAUAUAAAUAUUAACGAUGGUAAUGAUGGUAGCGAUGAGGGAAAACAGGAAAAAACAAAGGUCCCGCAACGAUAAAUAUGAUGCGAAAAUAGAUGAAGGUCGCGCGACUAUGGGCCGGCUGCUAACUGUGCCCGUGCCAGCCCGCGCUCAGCCUCCCGGUACCUUAUACCCUAUUAGUCAUGGAAAACAGUUAGUGUUAGGAAAGGGCAAACGACAGAAGAAGAUGAGUAUCUGAUGCUGGGAUUAUUGCCAUUAUGAUGUUAGAGCAGAACAACAGCAACAAAGAUAGAUAACUCGUGCGCGAAGGACGGAUAUUGAAAUUAAUGAGGGCAAUAAUGAGCGCAAGAAGGAAAACAGAGCCUGAGCGAAUAAAUGCUGAUCCUGAUGAGUGAGUGACGACACUGAGUAGAUGGAAGUGUUCACGCUUGACUAAGAUGCGCUCAAUGAAAGUAUGCCGGAGCAUAUAUCUAUUUCCGUCUGUGUGAACGAGUCACAGUAGUAAAUAAGGUCAGCUGGGACCUGCAGGAGGAAACGAUGACCAACCCUAAGGAUACUACACACGAUCAAUACGGAAAACGAUGAGAAGGCUCAGCAAGUAUACGCAGAAAGUCAAAUGCCUAUCACACCGAAAAUACCUAUCUUCUAACGGUGUGCGCAAACGACUUAGGUCAGAUUUAUAAUAAUGAUGCAGCAAAUCAGAAAGCAAACAAGACUAUGGAACAAUGAUAUAACAAAGGUGAUGUAACUUAUCAUAAAUAUCACGGCGGUGUAGUAGAUGUCUACAUCGUGUGACCGAAGUUUGUCAACGAUAAAGGUCAGAUCUUGCUGGAUUUUCGUCCGCUGCCCAUUAGGUGAGCAGGACAGCUUUUUGUUCAAACGAAAGCCAGAGUAGGCAGGAGAAAAUACCGAGAUGAUUGAGCGUGCCUGGACGAUCCAUGCGACCGCUUAUAUUCUGUACUAAACAUCACAGAUAAUGACAGCAACAAUGAUUAUGGCAAUAGCUGUUAGUUAUGCUAAUGAAAAUAGUGGUAAUCAUAAAAAAAGGGCAUAGUGACACAAGGCCCAUGGGCAGUUGUUACCUAUAAUAUAGGAGGAUAUAUAUAUAGUGUUGAGAUUUGCGAUGUGAUGGUGGUAUUGAACUAUCGACAUAACCGUUUACAAUAGAAACUGUGCCACUGCAGUUCUUCGCCAGCGGCGACGAUUGAAACUGCAAAGAUGGCAGUAAGCAUAACACGGCAAUGAUCACAAUAUACGAUAAACAACCAGAAAAACAAUAGUGACACGUUUUUUUGCGGUAUGUUAUUAGGACAAUUUAAGGACGUUAACAACGAAGGGUGGGUGGUGUUGUGUUUUUCCACAUCCGUAUAGUUAUCUGUUGUCUAAUAGAGAACACACGGUAACAUAACAACAAUUAUUGUGAGCAUUAUUACAGAGACGGCAAAGAUAACAACAGCAGAACAUUUCCAUGAUAAACAUAAAUACUAAUAACAAUUAGGCUUUUCUAUUUUUUUACUUGCCGUCGGCUAUGUGUCGGCGAAACACCGAGAUGAACUGGUAGCCUUACUAUGUUAGUUAUUAAGAAGGAAAAAGAUACGAUGAUACCAUUAGAAACAGACUCAAAAUAGACAGAGUUAUUCAGUAUGGAACUGAAAGAGAUAGCAACAGCGGGAAUGACUGCAAAAACAAUAACAUGUCGAAAAUAGACAACAGGUAAUAACGAUAAUUACUAUCAUAGUUAUAAUAGCAUCACGAAUAUGAAACAAAUUGUAAGAUAAUUAAUAAAAGUAGCAAACAGUAAGUACUUGUCACAGGACGAUUAGACAAAAGUGCGCGUAUGUCUGUCCGAUUGGCUUACUAUAGACGGGCGGUCAUCGGUAAUGAUGGCCAAUUGGUCUGUAUGCUAAAUAGAAGAAACUGUAAAGUUAUAAAAAAAAAAAAAGAGGAUGUCGACACUUAUUUUCUUGUUGUUUCGCAAGUAAACGACUCAAUGGAUGCAAGUUCUAUUAGUUGUAACUUCGUCAUAUUCGACUGGAUUUUAUGCAUUUGCGCCUUUAUUCUGCAUGUUGCCGAUACCCCAUGACAAGUUACCUAAACAAUCGACUACUUCUACAAACAAAAAAACAUAUCACGAAAAUACGACGAUCAAGCGUAUGGCUAAUCGGGAUCAGUUAAUAUGGCUACUUUACGGGAACUGCAAUAGAAACGUGUUAGUUUCAUUAGCAACCCAACAACAACAACAACAAAAUAUUCAUUAGUUAACUUGAUCAGCAUGAUGAAAGUUUAAUUAUGAUUAUCAUAUACGGCACGAUUACCGCUCUAUCGUACUACGCUACGGUGUGACAACCCAAGUUCCUUACUUAAAGUCGAUUUAUAUCUACAUCUACUUAUUAAGGCGAUGAUGCAGUAAUACACGUAUAAAUGAUAAUGGCAGGACAAGCGAAUUUUUCUGAAAACAUUGUGGAUUGUUCUGGAGUGUGUUUCGUGGCGUUACUAUCCCUGUUCGAUGGCACCCCGUCCCAAUUUUUCCUAGUUCGGUUCCUUGGCUUACCCUAUCGCUACUUAUUGCUCUAGUGUCCUUUGUCAAUGACAACACAUACUGUAUUCUGCGAGUGGGUGAUGAUAAUGGCAAGUUCACUGGACUGUCUAGAUAACUAGCCACAAUAUUGUUGAUAUUGCAUUAUCUAUAAUUAGCUCUAUUGAACGAUUCUGGAUAGACAACGACGAUAGUUGUCAGAGCGAAGUGUUUUUGAGCAGCAUAAUGAUUUUACGUGGCUCUGGUCGCACAGCGUGACAAAUAAAAGUGAAGUAGUUGUACGUUGCAAGCCUCACAGGCUGUGAGUCACCCCGUCUUAUCACAUAACACUUCUUGUACUAGUUAUCGUUCCAUUCCUCCUCUGGACAAAAACGAACACAUGCGACUGUUUAUUUUCCUCCGUAUGCUAUAUCAAUCGGUCUUCACUACCUAGUUGAGCCCUAAUGACAUGUGCUAUCAUGGUUAGAACGUCCGCAGGGUCCGUUUUGCUCCGUCUGUUAGUCUUCACGUAAUUAGAUUUCUACGUUGCUGUAUGCCGAGACUAUAUAACCUUGAAUGACGGCUGAAAUCAGCCUCACCUAGAAUUUUGAACUUGGGAUCAAUAAAAUUUCGGGGCGGGCCGACCUCUCCUGUUUCAUCGACAGCCAUCACCGAUACACGUCGAGCCUCUGCAGUACUGGUGAUGAUAGUUUAAUUAAUAACUACAACGGAUGUACUAUACGAAUAAUAAUCAUAGUAUUCUAUAAUGGUUGGUUGAGAUUCAUCGUUUGCCUGCGACUCCCCUCGCCUUGUUUGCCCCUCAACAUAUAUAUAUACAUAUAAAUGUCCAAAUGGGGUUUGACAACGCUGACUAACCGAGUAAAUAGCCAAGUAUACAGUCUAUUCAUUCAUAGGUACACUCACGAUCAUCUCAUCGUGCUCGGUUGACUAAUGUUUUUUUUUUAUAUAAUUAUUGCCCGAUACUAUCGCAUGGGUUUCCUGCUGAUAUUUACGUGUCUCAAAAGUUCACCUAAGGUCUUUCUUUCGUCCUGAUUUACGUAGCUUUGUAAAAAUAAAAAUAAAUAUUAUUUUGAGGUUUAGCAGCAAUUGGGAAGUUGCAUUGGCGCUCAAUUCAAAGCCAAUGAUUAUAUUUGCAUAAGCCGAAUUUAUAAAUAGUGUUAUCUUGUAUCCAAGCCAGAUAAGUAUAUGUUGAAGUGGAAUUUGCAUUUUGGAAAGUUUCUUUAUAUAUAUAUAUAUAUAUAUGUGUCACUUUAGAGUGUCGUCCACUUCUGUGCGGACCAUGAGGAUCAUAUUAUGCAUAACCUACGGAUCAUAAACCCAUAUUAUCAUCGUUCUUACCAGCAGAUAGCAUGUAGCGACUGGUAAAGCCUUUAUAACGUCGAAUGUGAAGUAUCGACAAAAAAAAAGUAGCGAUAGUGUUAUAUUAAUUUUAAUAACUUUUGCGCAUGCAAAACUCAAAAACGUCCGACCAUCGACAUAUGCACAUCAGUGAUACCUUCCGUUAAUCCAUACCUAGGCAGAGCUCCUGCUCUUCAAUAAUACUUUGCAGGAUGAUUCAGGCCAUAUUCCUGACAAAUUAACUGCUACACACGUUUGUGGUAUCAGUCUCUUAAAACUUUAUAAUAAUGCUAAGCGUGAAUAAGUUCUAAACCAUAAUUGAACUGAACGCGUUGCUUGUUUGUGUGUCUGGAUUGGAGGUGUCUCCCGUAUAUCAAUCAGUACAUUAACGAUAUUGAGAAUACAGAUUUUCAAUUCGAGGACGGGGUGCGCGCAUUCCUAGGGGCAUCCACAAACAGACCAUCAACUAUCUAGAAUUAAGCCAUGGUCCGAUAGGUAUCGAGUGCAAGAGAAACACAAAGCAACAAAUGGAUCUUAGAAAGCCUGUAGUACAUUAAGUGAGACUUACGAAGAACUCAGAAAAUGUUGUAAUAACAAAUAACGGACACUGCCCUCAAAUCUGAAAACUACGCUGAUCUGUCAGACCACGCCGUGCGGGGCAUGACUCUGCAUCAUCAUCAUCAUCACACGUCAUCGAAUCAUCCAAGCAGGCAACAAGAUAGUGAUGAUGCAAGAACGAUGGGCUGGCCAGAAAAGUGACGACGAUUAUGACGGUAAUUGAUGCGUUCUCACAAUAUCGUUUUGUAGUUUACCGUCCCGGACAGAACUUACGUCUCGAUUAGUGACAGAAACAUAAACGCCUUGAUAGCGAACGUGACGCAGGCAUUGAGAAUAGCAGACGACAGUACACGAUAAAACACGUCAACAUUCAUAAUAGUGGUACUAAACGUAGAUCCGAAAGCAUACUAACAUUGAACACGGGUGCGUGGUAAACAAAGAAACGGAAGAAUCCAAAGGGCGAACAGCGUUAGCACGGGGCGGGCAGAGACAGAGAGAGACAGAGAGAGAGAGAGAGAGAGAGAGAGAGAGAGAGAGAGAGAUAGUACGAGUAAAUAAAAAGGACAAGUUCAAGCGAGAGAGAGAGAGAGAAACAUAAGUUACUAUUACGAACAUUGUGGUGGUGGUUAUUGAUUUAGUGACAUUUUCUAAUUAUAUUUGCGAUGGACGAGAGAAAAAUGCUAUACAAAAAAGAUGAUUUCCGUGUAAGCAUGCCACGAUGACGUCAACGAUAACUAAGUAUAUAAUAAUAAUAAUAAUAAUGUGUUCCGCAUUGAUAAUUGAUC